GUGAUGGCGAUGAUGGCGGCCGGGACGGGCAAGUCCUGCCGGCGGCGCGCAGGAAAUAAGCAUUCAGCUGCUCAGAAAAAUGAAGAUGCUGCUCAGAGGAAAGCAGAUCUGGAGGCUGCACUGAGAAACAAGAUUGAAUGUGAGAAAAAAGCAUUGUCUAUUGUUGAGCAGCUCCUGGAAGAGGACAUUACUGAACAGUUCCUUCUAAAUUGUGGAAAAUGUAUUACUCCAUCUCACUAUAAGGACGUUGUUGAUGAACGGUCUAUCAUCAAACUGUGUGGUUAUCCUCUAUGUCAGAAUAAGCUGGAAAAUGUGCCGAAGCAGAAGUAUAGAAUUUCAACAAAAACAAACAGAGUUUAUGAUAUCACUGAAAGAAAGUGCUUUUGCAGCAACUUUUGCUAUAGAGCAUCUAAAUAUUUUGAAGCUCAAAUUUCCAAAAGUCCAGUGUGGAUGAGAGAAGAAGAAAAACCUCCAGACAUAGAGCUGCUGAAGGAGGGACGGAGUGGACGGUCUGGAGAAGAGGUGAAACUACGUGAUGAAGUAAUUACAGCAUCUGACAUUGAAAACCCUAGGAUGUCUUCAGAUCCAUGUGAAUCUGGUUCUCACGACACAGCCAGUGACAGCAGUACUGACACUGAACAAGAAUUUAUUUCUUCUGUCCUACCAGGAAGUCAGUCGAGUUCAGCCAAUUUUGCACAGCAACUGCACAGAAAAAGCAUCCUCAAAAAGAAGCAUGCUCAGAAAGUCCAGGCCAGCCCUAAAACUGAAGAUGCAGAUGUGGUAGAAGCCACUGAACAACUCUCUCGUUGUAAAUUAGACACUCAGGAAGAAAGACACACUUGCUCUGUUCAUAAUGAAGUAACUGCACCACCUUCAGACAAUACUGCUCCUGGGAAAUCAAGUGCUUCAGAAAUCUUUGAAAAUACAUGUGGAUCACAGAUAGUUUUUCUAGGUGUGAGCAAAAGAGGAGCAGAACAUCUUAAAAGAUUAUCUGCAGUUUUGGGCCCUCUUCACAUUGCUUCAGGUGAUGUCUACACAGAGCUAAAAAAUCUUGUCAAAACUUUCCGGUUAACAAACAGAAAUAUUAUACACAGAAUGCCUGAAUGGACUCUCAUUGCUAUUGUUUUGUUAUCUGUAUUGUCACAAACAUCUCCACUUUUCAAGACUACUCAGACAAGCCCAAUGUACACACAGUUCCUGACCACAUUACUGAAAGAACUGCAUUUCAAAAAUGAAGAUCUGGAAAGUUUAACAAGAAUAUUUAGAAUGGACUGACAAGUUGAAUGGUCAGUCAACUUCAAGCUACUUUGUGUGUCUUAAAACCAAGCUGGUUAACCACAGGUUUAAUUUUCAGCAUUUUGUAAGUAUGUACAGUAACUACAGAUUGUAUCAGCUGGAGCAGAAAAUGUGUGAAGCACAUUUUAAAGUAAAGAAAUAUGUAUGGUAUGGAAAUGAGUGUCAUCAUUUUGUCACUUACAGUAAAUGCCAGCUGCUUACUUGUCACACUUAUCUUUUGAUAAUGUAUGAUUGGUUUACUGGAAUUUUGAGGAAUUUUUACUAACAGUUUAUUAAAAAAAUAAAAUUCUGUGUGGCUGCAA
This is a messenger RNA of Onychostruthus taczanowskii (white-rumped snowfinch), 1598 nucleotides long. RefSeq names its product RNA polymerase II associated protein 2 (gene RPAP2). The transcript is spliced from 11 exons. Gene Ontology annotation, molecular function: RNA polymerase core enzyme binding; RNA polymerase II CTD heptapeptide repeat phosphatase activity. Lineage: Eukaryota; Metazoa; Chordata; Aves; Passeriformes; Passeridae. Gene Ontology annotation, cellular component: cytoplasm; nucleus. Bases 4 to 1275 code for a protein of 423 amino acids. The record is from RefSeq and is a predicted model, not a curated record.